CACAAGUCGAGAUCAUCAUAGCAUUAUCUAAGUAAUUUGUUAACUGCUCCUAAGUCCUAAUUAACAAAUCUUCAUCAUCAUCAUGGUUGCUUUGUUUUCCCCUCCGGUGUUCUCAACCAAGGGAUGGUUCUUAGAAGAAGAGCCAUUAAGCUAUGAUGUGUCUUCAGAUUACUCAUUUCCCUAUCAAUUUUUUGCACCACAGACACAGAUUGAACUUGAAAUAGAAAGGUCCUCUGCACCAUCCCCUGAAGACCCUGCCAUGGUCAAAAAGCUUAGCCACAACGCUAGUGAACGUGAUCGCCGCAAGAAGGUUAAUGACUUGGUUUCUUCACUUCGUUCACUUCUUCCUGGGCCAGAUCAAACGAAAAAAAUGAGCAUUCCAGCUACAGUUUCGCGAGUUUUAAAAUACAUACCUGAGUUACAACAUCAAGUGCAAGCACUAACUAAGAAAAAAGAGGAGCUUCUGUGCAGAAUUUCAAAAAAUCUCAAAGGAGAUUCGGUGAACAAAGAAUCUCAAAGGAGAAUUUCCCAUCACAAUUCUGAUUUUGCUGUUUCAACUAGUAGGCUCAACGAUUGUGAAGCUGUUGUUCACAUUUCCUCUUAUGAGGCUCACAAGGCUCCACUAUCCGACAUCUUGCAAUGUUUAGAAAAUAAUGGCCUUUAUUUGCUAAAUGCUUCUUCCUCUGAAACUUUUGGAGGAAGGGUCUUCUACAACUUGCAUUUCCAGGUGGAAAAAACUCAUAGAUUAGAGUCCGAAAUUCUAACUGAGAAGCUUUUGUCAAUAUAUGAGAAGCAAAGGAUUUUCUAAUCAAACGAUCUUAAGUGCUCUGAUGUUAAAUUUGACACCUAAAAGAGUCUUCACAUAUUUGUCAUGCAUGAAUGGCAAGUUCGGAAAUUAGAAUGGAGUAAUCACAUCACAUGCCGCUUCUAUAUACAUAUGAUUUGGUAAAAAAGCAAGUGGCCGGCAGGAAGGUGCAUGGAUUUUAGGAGGAGUUAAAGAAAAGAAUAUUGUAUAAACAUAAAUGUUACAAUCAGCCUCACGUAGCAAAGUGUGACACCCUCUUUUCUCACAAAUAUAUGUACUAAUAAUGAAAGGAAUAGAAAGUUAGAAUUAAUGAAAAGUUUUAAAACACAUUUAAAUAAAAGCAUUUCAAAAA
Molecule: messenger RNA, 1157 nt
Organism: Glycine soja
Lineage: Eukaryota; Viridiplantae; Streptophyta; Magnoliopsida; Fabales; Fabaceae
Product: transcription factor ORG3-like
Exons: 3
Coding region: 83-808 (241 amino acids)
Biological process (GO): regulation of transcription by RNA polymerase II
Cellular component (GO): RNA polymerase II transcription regulator complex
Molecular function (GO): RNA polymerase II transcription regulatory region sequence-specific DNA binding; protein dimerization activity; DNA-binding transcription factor activity, RNA polymerase II-specific
Source: RefSeq, a predicted model, not a curated record